GCAGUCACCAGCAGCAUGGUGGGGGUCACAGCGAUGAGGACGUGGAUUGAGCCGGUGGUUGCAGGUUCCCAAGUGGCCAGCGCCUUCUACGACACGGCGCUGCUGCUGGUGGUGAAGAACUACUACAACCAGACCAACACCACCACUCCCUCCCAUGCACUGGAAGAUGCUCAGCAGAAGGCCGUCUCUAAUUUUUAUAUCAUCUACAACCUAGUCCUGGGCCUGAGCCCGCUGGUGUCAGCCUACGGCUUGUCCAAGCUGGGGGACAGGAUGCAUCGGAAGAUCCCCAUCUGCUUCCCUCUUCUUGGCUACUUGGGCUCCAAAACUCUCCUGCUCCUCCUGAUCCUGCUGGGCUGGCCAAUCGAGGUGAUGUAUGGGGCUGCUGCCUUCAAUGGGCUGACAGGCGGUUUCACCACGCUCUGGGCAGGUGUCAUGGCUCUGGGAUCCCUGGGGUCCUCCGAGAGCAGGAGGUCUCUGCGGCUCAUCAUUAUUGAGCUGGUGUACGGCCUCGCUGGCUUUCUGGGAAGCAUGGCAUCUGGCUACCUCUUUGUUGGCUUCAGUGACCGCUAUCGAGAGGGCACUGUGCUGGUGGGCUGCAGCAUCGCUUGCUAUGCUUUCUGCCUCCUCUACAGCAUUUUUGUCCUGACAGUCCCCAAGCCAGCAGUUUCCAGCCCAGCCAAAGCCAAAAGCGCAGAGGAGGUAGGCAGUCAGCUACCAGCCCACACAGGAGCAGGAGCAGCAGCAGCAGGGAGUUCCCAACCUUCGGAGAGCAGCAGCUCAACUCUAGUAUCCCCCUCAAAACUCAUCAUCAUCAUGCUGUUUGUGGCAGCAAUCCUCUAUGACCUUGCCGUGGUAGGUGCAAUGAACGUACUCCCACUCUUCUUGCUCAGGGAGCCUCUAAGUUGGAAUGCCGUGGAGAUCGGCCACGGCAAUGCUGCUGGGUAUGUGAUCUUCAUCACCAGCUUCCUAGGGGUAUUUGUGUUCUCCAAAUACCUGAGGGACAUUACCAUGAUCAUGAUUGGAGUGGUAUCCUUCAGUGCUGGCAUCCUUAUCAUGGCCUUCGUGCAGUGGACAUUCCUGUUCUACAUUGCACGGGCAGUGAUGCUCUUUGCCCUCAUCCCCUUACCAACCAUCAGGUCCAUGUUAUCCAAGCAUGUCGAAGGAUCAUCCUAUGGUAAGGUGUUUAUCCUGCUGCAGUUGUCUUUAGUCACCACAGGAGUAGUGACAUCUACAGUCUACAACAAGAUCUAUCAAAACACACUGAACUGGUACAGCAGCUUCUGUUUCAUUUUGUCUUUUCUAGUUGGCUGCCUGAGUCUCCUCCCUUUAAGCAUCGUGGCCAUCAAACAACGUUCAACCACUGGCUCCCUUCAGAUUCUGACCAAGUGA
Gymnogyps californianus (California condor) is the source of this 1389-nucleotide messenger RNA. RefSeq names its product solute carrier family 46 member 2 (gene SLC46A2). The transcript is spliced from 4 exons. The record is from RefSeq and is a predicted model, not a curated record. Lineage: Eukaryota; Metazoa; Chordata; Aves; Accipitriformes; Cathartidae. Bases 16 to 1389 code for a protein of 457 amino acids. Gene Ontology annotation, molecular function: transmembrane transporter activity. Gene Ontology annotation, cellular component: membrane. Gene Ontology annotation, biological process: transmembrane transport.